AUGACUGCGUUAAUAACAACUGUGUUCAAGGCAACUAUCAGUUUUCUUGUGCAAAAAGGUCGAGCGGCGACAGCAGAGAAGCUUGAAGAAGGUGACGUUAUAAAUCAGAAAUUCCGUCGCUUGAUCGUGCGUGAGAUUGACGACCUAAAAUCCAAAUUAGACGGUCUUGCAAAGAAGGAUCUGUUAUCAAGCGUCAUUUCCUUAGCUGUAGGCAUCGAGUACCUAUAUGAUGUGUUUGAAAAGUCGAAGUCGGGAUUCAAGUAUGAAGGCAAAGCUGGAAAGCAAAAGGGACUCCGAAUGGAUGAUUCAACCAAGAAGGCCCUAGAGAACGCAAAGAAGAGGGUUGAAGAUGCUCAUGAAAAAGCAAGAGAUGCCUUCGCCUACGUCUAUGGUGUGUUUGACAAGUCAAAGUCGGGAUUCGAGGACGAAGGCAAAGCUGGAAAACAAAAGGGACUUGGAAUGGAUGAUUCAACCAAGAAGGCCCUAGAAAACGCAAAGAAGAGGUUUGAAGAUGCUCGUGAAAAAGCAAGAGAUGCCUUCGCCAAUGAAGCGCUGAAUUUGAACGAUCGCUUGCUAGCCAUGGAGAUUCGAGUUAUGGCAACAAUACUGCAGACAUUUGACAACGACAAGGAGGCUAUACCAGCAUGUAAAGUAUGCAUUGAAGAACUGCACUCUCUGACCGCUGUCAAGGAAUGUUUCACUGUCGAGCUCGGCAAGGCAGGGUUCUCGACCCGGUUUAGUAAAGAUGAACGUGAGAAAAUAAUCUCUGCAAUAUGCCAACUGAAUCGAUUUAUUUACGAUUUCACCCUUAUGGUGGGGUUUGGCGUAAAGGAAUGGCCUUGUGUUGACACGGGCAAAGGGAAAAUUGACCCGAUCCGUGACGAAAGACUUACAAAACUGCUCGGAAAACAAGGCAUGAAACACUGUUUCAUCACACCGUGGUCAUUUGGUCAGGAUGGCGAAAAGGAACGCCAGCUAAAAAGCCCCGUGGGUAUCGCUACGAAUCCGCUAGAGCAUUUCAUUGUGGCGGACGAUGGGGAUAAAUUGAUCAAAGUCUUUGACAGUAAUGGGAACUUCCAACAGUAUGUCAAUAUCCAUGCUAACAGUGCCAGAGAAGAGUUGUACAUUCUCGAUAUCGCUGCUGACGAAGACAACAAUUUUUAUGUACUGGUGGGACUGAAGAAGCUCGUGACUAAAGAUUUUGAGCUGGAAGUCCAUAUAUUCAGUGCAGCAAAUUCACUGCUUCGCAAAUUUCCUGUGAAAAAAGGGCCUUGGGGACAGGGCAGGAAAUUGGCAAUUUGCAGCGGUAAAGUCCUGGUAUUAAGAGGAUCUGGAUCGGGAGAUGUGGUUGAAGUCUACAGGCGUGAUGGGAAACUAGUCCGUAGCUUUGGCGGGGGAUUCUUCAAAAAUGCAGGAGAUAUGGCAGCUAUCAAUGACCGCGUUAUAGUGGUGGACACCGGUAAUGGCAGCGUCCACAUUUUCACUCUGAAGGGAAAACAUGAAGCCAAAGUUUCUGUCGACAUCGAGGAAUAUCACUAUUUCAGAGCUGCCCUCCAUCCUACAAGCAAUUAUUUCAUCUUGGCUGGCUUUGAACGAUUGACCGCAUAUCCAAGUAUGACAGUUUUUUCUACCACUGGAGAAUUUGUACGGAGGAUCCAAUUGAGUAAAGAAAAGACUAAGUUUUUGGGAGGUAUGGCGGUAACCAAGAAGGGUCAAGUUGCUCUAGUAGUUGGAGGGGAGAGUGAGACUUGUAGGGUGAGUUUGAUUGCUCUGUAAACAAGAAUGUUUAGUUCUAUCACAUCUGAGUUCUAAAGGUUUUUUUGCCACUAUUAAAUGAUCGAAAGUGCAGGGUCGUUCGAGCUUAUCUUUCAGAGAGUUCAGUCAAUCAAUUUCCUACUUGAAAUUCUUGUCGGAAACCGCACAAGAUAAUGGCGUUCAUGUAAGAAUUAAUAAAAAACAACCUUGCUUUUGGGCUUGCGCCCGAAACCUUGGCUUCGUUUCUUUCUUGUGGCCAAAUUACCUUAUUAGGGAGCCUUAGCGUGUACGACGGCGACGGUAGCGAUAAGGUCACUUUUUAAAUUCGCGUUUUUUUCAAUCUUUGUAGCGUUAUUCCAAUUCGCUAAAAAUGGCAAUUGUAGGGGAAUUUUCCUAGAGUUGAUAUCUAAGGAACCGCACUCAGCUUAAAAAGAUCAAUUAUUUAUGCCUAAUAUCUAAACAAGUUUUUAUCAACCAAGUUUUUAUCAAACAUAGUUAAUUAAAGUAGAAUGGUUGGGAAAUGCUUUGUUAUAUGUUUUUGUUUGCUUUUUAGGACCUGUCCGUGCACAACGUUCAAUAGCAUUGCUAUCAUUUUGAACAUACUGACCAAUAGAGACAAUGCAUUAAUUUAUUCAGUCACAAUUUGUGAACAAAAAACAAAGGAUUGUGCACGGUCAGGGAGCUUCCAAUAUAAACUACAACACCGUUGUUUUCAACUUUGAUGUUUCCCUGCUUUCCUAACCAGUCUCCUCUUCUAACUAUGGUUAAAAGUUUACACAACUUUUGUGUGAUGCAAGUAAUUUAUUGUGUUGCUUUGAUUACUGUCCUGUGUACUCGCAAGAUGGCUUAAAUUGCCUGGAUCAUUCUUCAGUAUUUACAUUUGCUAGGGACAUCCGUACAUUGCGUUCAAACCAUUGCUAUAAAUGAUAUGUCAAGUCUGUGAGAACUGAUUAAUUCGCUCAAGUGUUCAUUCUAUGUUAGAAUUAUUAACCAGUGGAUUGAUUUGCAUAACGCAAUUGCAGAAGCAGAAAGCUUAGAUUCCUUUAAAAGGAAAUUGAAAAAAAACAUUUAUUUACCUGGCCCUAUUUUGCGUCUGUGUUUUAGGGCGUGUUUACAAGGAGUGAGGAGGGUUACCCAAGCAAGCGGGUUAAAGUUAACUCUGGUUUACAAGCAAAAUUUCCCAAGUAGGGUUACCGUCAUGCGUCACCACAUAAGACUAAAAUAAACAUUCUUUGUAACGUGCAAUAUUUGAACGAAAUCUUGAAGAUCCAUUUUAAACAUGUUUAAUUCAUGGAAAAUCAUGUAAUUUAGAGGUCGAAAAAUUGGAUAACUCCGUUCAAAUUUUCAAGAUUACUGCUCACGCUUGACGGUCAAAGUUAUCCUGGGUAGGCGAGUUACCCAAACAAAGCGUUUACAAGGCAGGUAGGGUAAACCUCUUUCUAGGGUAACCCUAGCACUCUGGUAGGGUUAUUCUCCCUCCUUUUUAAACAAGUCCUUAUAUAUCAAGAAAUUCAAUCGCA
Messenger RNA from Porites evermanni, 3275 nucleotides. NCBI's taxonomy places the organism in Eukaryota, Metazoa, Cnidaria, Anthozoa, Scleractinia, Poritidae. The record is from the annotation of a GenBank genome assembly.